AUGUUUGUUCGCUUCGCUUAUCUGCUGGCAGGUCUUACUUUGGCUUCUGGCAAGCCCGUUUUGAUGUCCCGGCUGGACCAGGAUGCAUCGCAACUCUCUUUUGAUGUCACAUUAUUGCCACUUGGAAACACCACCGUGCAGGCGCAGGUCACCAAUACGGGCAGUGAGGAUGUUCGGCUUGUUCGCCGGGGUGGAAUUCUGGAUCCUGUUGCGACGAAGAAGGUCACGAUUCAUGGCGGUGACGCCGAGGCAGACUUUACUGGAGCCUAUGUUGGCUAUCACCUCUCGCAUUUGACAGACGAGGGUUUCGUCCAGGUCUCGCCGAACCAAACAGUCACGUCCGUCUUCGACAUCGACACCUUCUACACGCUGUCUGCAGGCCAGGAAUACACCGCUGUGGCAAACGGAGUCCUCGAAUACACCACACUAAACAACACGAAAAAGUUCCAUACCUUCGUCUACGAAUCCAACAACAUCACCUUCACCACACCGUCCGAUGUCAAGCGCCUCAAGGCCCGAAGCAUCCUCGACUGCUCCAACGACGAGUACAACGCAAAAGUCCAGAAUGCCAUCGCGCGCGCCGCGAAAAUGGCCACGGCCGCCGCCGCAGACGCACGCAAUGGCGCCAGUGAUAACUUCCAAAAGUUCUUCUUCACCACCGACCAAGACGCCCUGGAUGAGGUGGCAGGCCGUCUCGAGGCCAUUGCCACCGAAGCCACGACGACCGGGUUGAUGACAUACUACUGCGCGCCGCGAGCACAGGACGAUUGCAGUGGCAAUGUCGCGGCCAUGACGUAUCCGUCGGAGAACAUCAUCGUCAACUGCGACUUGUACUACAGCACCGAGGCAGACUCGAAUUACUGCGGGUACCUGGACCAGGGUGGGAUUGCGCUGCAUGAGUACACGCACGCUACGGGCGUCUAUGCGCCUGGGACGGACGAUGUGGUCUAUGGUUACGAUAGCGUCCAGGCGCUUGAUACGACCAGUGCGCUGAACAAUGCGGACUCGUAUGCGUACUACGCGGCUGCUGUCUACCUCCAAUGUGCCGCGGACGACUCCACCCAGGAAGGGACGCCCCUCGACAUCGAUCUGGGCGACUCGACGAGUGCCAGUGCCACAGGGACAGCGACAGAAUCUGCAGUCCCAACAUCAACGUCCCAGCCUACCUUGACAUCCACCUCGACCUCCACAUCUGGCAGCGACUGGCCCUGGGGGCAGACCGGCUGGGGCUCCUCAGGCUCAAGCUCAGGCUCGGGCUCGGGCAUCUUUCCUAGUGAUACUCCGACUGCCCCAACCGACGUUCCAAGUACUGGGAGCGGCGGGUACGGAAAUGGUGGCUACGGCAAUUUCCCUCCGAGCGGCUCAUACCCCAGCUCAGGCCCUGGUUCUGGAUCAGGUGGAUUUGGCGGAUACGGUCAGGGGCCCUGGGGGGCAGGUUGGUCGAAGGAAGCGCAGAGUGGAUCUGGUACCGCGCCGACUCCUACGUUUGUGACGUCUGCGGCUCCUGGUAUUUCGACACCACUCACGGCUACGACAACCCCGGGUACGAGCACUGGCACUGGUGCGGGAGAGGGUACCUCGGGCAAUGUGCCUUUCGAUAUUGAGGCUUUGAUCGCCUGGCUGAAGAGUGUUUUUGGUGGACAGGUUGAGAUCGAAGAGGUGGCUUCGGCUUAG
Messenger RNA from Aspergillus calidoustus, 1674 nucleotides. The record is from the annotation of a GenBank genome assembly. NCBI's taxonomy places the organism in Eukaryota, Fungi, Ascomycota, Eurotiomycetes, Eurotiales, Aspergillaceae.